Hymenoscyphus albidus is the source of this 1379-nucleotide messenger RNA. The record is from the annotation of a GenBank genome assembly. Lineage: Eukaryota; Fungi; Ascomycota; Leotiomycetes; Helotiales; Helotiaceae.
CUAUCAAUUACCACAAGUCAACCACAUCAACUCCUGCGCCGGCCAAAUUUGGCUAUUCCAUAACCCAUUUCAAGGAUACGGCAUUUCGAUUUUAUGCCGGAGUAACAAUCUUACUUUUCGAACAAGAUGGCCUCAUCAUCCAAUCCCUAUGAACAUUACAAUCAACCACACGUCGAGGAUGACGAUUUAAUAGAUCCAGAUGAUGGUGCGUGUAUUUGCGACUCCCAGAGCCCUCUCGAAAUCGACUGGUGAGAUUAUAAGGAAGACAGUGCUAAUAUCUCUUCUGAUAGCAAACCUCGACGACCUAGACGACCCCCUCCAACCUCUCCAAUCCACCUCCUCCCGCGCACCUCUCACAGGAAACAUAGCCUCCGACGCCCCAGCCUCCAAUCAAUCCUACCUCACCUCGCGCAUCCCAGGCGAAGACCGUCGCGCGCCCACCAACACCAUCGACGAAUCAGUCUGGGAAACCCUUCGUCGGGAUCUUCUUGCCGUCUGGUCCAAGAUGCGCGAGGUGUUGUACCCCAAGUACCUCUUUGGGGGCUCCAUGUUGGAAGGCACUUCCGGAUUCCGAGGCGCGUAUGAAAACCUGAGGGGAGUGGGAAUUAGCGGCGCGAGGGAUGAGAUUGUGGGGAUUGCGGGGAGGGCGCUGGAUCCGGAUGUGCUGCUGAAUCAGGGCAAUAUGAGUGAGGGACUGCGAGAUUGGGAUCUUUGGGGUCCGCUGGUAUUCUGUCUUUUGUUGAGUUUGCUGUUGAGUUUUAAUGCGGCGGGGGAUCAGAAGAGUUUGGUUUUCUCGGGCGUUUUUGCGAUGGUUUGGAUUGGGGAGGCGGUUGUUACGUUGCAGAUUAAGUUGUUGGGCGGGAAUAUGUAUGGCUCCCUCUUUCCUCCCUUUCAAGAGUUUUGUGAAGAGAGAAUUAUGUUUACUGAUCUGAAUUAGCUCCUUUGCCCAAAGCGUCUGCAUCAUCGGCUACACGCUCUUCCCCCUCGUCAUAGCAGCCCUCCUCUCAGCUUUCAACCUCUACUUCGUCGCUCGCAUACCCAUCUACCUCGUCCUCAUCGCUUGGUCAUUGGCUGCUGGUGUCAGUAUCCUCGGUGGAAGCGGGGUGGUCAAGAAUCGCGUGGGCAUUGCGGUCUACCCGCUUUUGGUAUUCUAUCUUGGCUUGGGUUGCCUGUGUUUUAUUAGCUAAAGGGAUUUCGGCUCUUUUACUUGCUUUUUACCCGCGAGAGAAGAUGGCAAUCUGUGAAUUGAAGAGAGAGGAGUAUUUGUACUUUUAGAUCUUGGUCUUGGUUUCUUAUUUUAUUUUUGAGAUCCUGGUAGGGUUCCCCCGAUAGGGAGGCUCGGGAGGGUGUUGAGGAAUUGCUAGGUUUUAUUAUACCCC